AUGAAACAAACGUUUUUGCUUGGUAAAUUUUGUUUUAUUUCGCAUUCAUGGGUUUAUUUUUGCGGUUCAUCAUUAGUUAUAGGACUGAUUUUGGUGUCGCCGACAAUAAAUCAAAUACUUCUUACAAAUGUUCCUUUUGAAUGUCGAAGCAAACAGGAUGGCUUCUGGCGUGAUUUGAGAUACUGUGAUGUCAUUCAGGUUUGUGUAGGCGGUGAACAUAAACGAUCGUACGGGUGUCCUCAGGUUGGAGAACGAUUUUAUUUUGAUGAACAGACUCAGAGAUGUGAAUUCGCCUCGAAAGAUACAGCCGGUUGUCAGUCGAAUCAAUAUUUCACUUCAAUCACAAAUGCUACUACGCCUUCCGGAGCACAACUGAGCACACCUGCUCCUACUGAGCCAUGGAAAAUCUUCGCAAGAUCGCAAGAGCAAUUUAACUGUGCAGGUCGACAGGAUGGAUUCUAUGCUAGCCGAUGGUGUAACGUGUUCUAUCGUUGUUACAGUGGUGUCUCCAAUGCGUUCCUCUGUCCAUUACAGCCUGGUGGUGCACGUCUUUGGUGGGUUCAGCAUGGAUCCUCUCAAGGUUUAUUCGAAGAAUCAGUGGCAACAUGUACUUAUCCUUGUGACACGGGUAGACAAUGUUCAAGUGCCGGAGGAAUCAUUGUAGAGAAUGGAAAUCAAAUUAGUGAAAGUCAACAGGAAGCUGCAAAUGCCUACAGACAGUCUCCUUGCUCUAAUCGAACGAGUUCUGGCGCUGGAGCAGGACAAUUCGGGUCUGGCCAGACAGGCACAGGACAAUUUGGGUCUGGUCAGACUGGAACAGGACAAAUCGGAUCGGGUCAAACAGGAACUGGUCAAAUAGGAGGAGGAAAUCAAGGAAGUACAGGAGGUACGUUCACUGUUGACUCGGAUGUCAGUUGCGCUGGCAAACCAGAUGAUACAUAUUUGUCCAGCCGUUAUUGCAACGUUUUCCAUCGAUGCGUGUCAGGUGUUAGAUUCGAUCUCCGAUGUCCUCGUGCCAACAACAUUCCCUACGAUUUAUGGUGGAAUCAACAAACUAAUCUUUGCGAUUGGCCGUGUCGCGUACAAUGUACCGGACCGCUCUAUGCAUCGAGUACAGCGGCACAACAAGUAUCCAGCGAAAGUUUAAAAUUUUUCAAUGGCGAUUGUCGAGCUUAUCCACUCGUAUUUAAUUAA
Adineta ricciae is the source of this 1194-nucleotide messenger RNA. NCBI's taxonomy places the organism in Eukaryota, Metazoa, Rotifera, Eurotatoria, Adinetida, Adinetidae. The record is from the annotation of a GenBank genome assembly.